AUGCCUCGUCUGGACGUGGAAAAAACGAUCGAGGAGCUGACGCUCGGGGAGAAAGUAGCCCUGACGGCUGGAAUCGAUUUCUGGCACACGGCUGCGGUGGAGCGUCUGAAUAUCCCCUCCCUGCGCAUGUCCGAUGGUCCCAAUGGAGUGCGCGGAACGCGGUUCUUCAACGGCGUGCCUGCGGCGUGCUUUCCCUGCGCCACGGCCCUGGGAGCGACGUGGGACGUUGAGCUGCUGCACAAAGUGGGCCACUUGAUGGGUGAGGAAUCCAUUGCGAAAGGUACCCACAUCGUCUUGGGUCCCACGAUCAACAUCCAGCGGUCCCCGCUCGGAGGACGAGGGUUCGAGUCGUUUGCCGAGGACGGUGUGCUGUCGGGCCAGCUGGCUGGCUACUACUGCAAGGGUGUUCAGGAGACGGGUGUUGCGGCGACCCUCAAACAUUUCGUCUGUAACGACCAGGAGCACGAGCGUCUGGCGGUUGAUAGCAUCGUGACUCGGCGUGCGAUGCGUGAGAUCUACCUGCUGCCGUUCCAGCAGGCUAUGAAGAUCUGCCAGAGCGCUUGCAUCAUGACCGCUUACAACAAGGUCAAUGGGCACCAUGUUAGCGAAAACAAAGAAAUUAUCACCGACAUCCUCCGCACGGAGUGGGGAUGGGACGGCCUGGUGAUGAGUGAUUGGUUCGGAACCUACAGCACAUCGGACGCCAUCCUCGCGGGUCUGGAUCUGGAGAUGCCUGGCAAGACCCGCUGGCGUGGGACUGCCCUGGCUCACGCCAUUUCGUCCAACAAGGUCCCCGAAUUUGUCGUUGACGAGCGAGUCCGCAAUGUGCUGAAUCUCGUGAACUGGGUGGAUCCGCUAAACAUCCCAUCCAACGCGCCAGAGAAGGCCCUCAACCGACCCGAGGACCAGGCCCUGCUGCGACAGGCCGCGGCAGAGUCUGUUGUUCUCAUGAAAAACCAGGAUAACAUCCUCCCGCUCAGCAAGGACAAGUCGAUCUUGGUCAUCGGUCCGAACUCCAAGAUCGCGGCCUACUGCGGCGGUGGGUCCGCGUCUCUGGACCCCUACUACACCGUGACGCCCUUUGAGGGCGUAUCCGGCGAGAGCAAGGGCGAAGUGAAAUUCUCCCAAGGCGCCUACUCGCACAAGGAUCUGCCUCUGCUGGGCCCUCUGAUGAAGACUGCCGACGGGAAAACCGGCUUCAAGUUCCGCGUUUUCAACGAGCCCGUCUCGCAGCCGGACCGGGAACUGAUCGAUGAGCUGCACCUGGUGUCGUCGAGCGGCUUCCUCAUGGACUAUAUCAACCCCAAUAUCAAGUCCUUCACCUUUUUCGUCGACAUGGAGGGCUUCUACACGCCAGAGGAGGACGGGAUCUACGACUUUGGCGUCACAGUGGUUGGUACCGGCCGGCUCCUAGUGGACGGUGAGGUGGUCGUGGACAACACCAAGAACCAGCGCCAGGGAUCCGCCUUCUUUGGCAAUGGCACCGUUGAAGAGAAGGGCAGCAAGGAGCUCAAGGCCGGCCAGACGUACAAGAUCGUCCUUGAGUUUGGCAGUGCCCCCACAUCCGACCUCGACCAACGGGGUGUCGUGAUCUUCGGCCCUGGCGGGUUCCGAUUCGGAGCCAGCCGCCGUGUCAGUCAGGAGGAGCUCAUCUCCAAGGCCGUCGAAGCGGCCGCCAAGGCCGAGCAGGUCGUCAUCUUCGCCGGUCUCACUAGCGAGUGGGAGACGGAGGGCUACGACCGUGAUCACAUGGACCUGCCCCCGGGCAGCGACGAGAUGAUCACGCGCGUUCUGGAAGCGAACCCGAACGCCGUGGUCGUCAUCCAGAGCGGCACGCCGGUCACAAUGCCAUGGGAGAAGAAGACCAAGGCGCUGUUGCAGGCAUGGUUCGGCGGCAACGAGUGCGGUAACGGCAUCGCGGACGUCCUAUACGGCAACGUGAACCCGUCCGCCAAGCUGCCCGUGACCUUCCCCGUGCGCCUGCAGGACAACCCCAGCUACGUCAACUUCCGCUCCGAGCGCGGCCGCGUGCUCUACGGCGAAGACGUCUACGUCGGAUACCGCUACUACGAGAAGAUCGAGCUGCCGCCUCUCUUCCGCUUCGGCCACGGCCUCUCCUACACGAGCUUCACCCGCAGCGAUCUCACCAUCGCCACCGUCCCGGAGAAGCCCGGCGCCCUCGAAGACGGCGAACCGAUCACAGCCACCGUCACCGUCACCAACACCGGCAGCGUGGCCGGCGCCGAGAUCGUCCAGCUGUGGGUCGUCCCGCCCCCGACGGGCGUGAACCGCCCCGUGCGCGAGCUCAAGGGCUUCACCAAGGUGUUCCUCAACCCCGGGGAGAAGAAGACGGUGCAGAUCACCGCGGAGAAGAAACUGGCGACGAGCUGGUUCGACGAGCAGAGGGCGAAGUGGGCGAGCGAGAAGGGCGAGUAUAAGGUUGAGGUCACGGGCACCGGGGAUGAGGUCCUCACUGGUUCUUUCUCCGUGGAGAAGACCAGAUACUGGCUGGGUCUGUGA
Aspergillus campestris IBT 28561 is the source of this 2520-nucleotide messenger RNA. RefSeq names its product beta-glucosidase H. Bases 1 to 2520 code for a protein of 839 amino acids. Gene Ontology annotation, biological process: glucan catabolic process. The transcript has 3 exons. The record is from RefSeq and is a predicted model, not a curated record. NCBI's taxonomy places the organism in Eukaryota, Fungi, Ascomycota, Eurotiomycetes, Eurotiales, Aspergillaceae. Gene Ontology annotation, molecular function: beta-glucosidase activity.